Messenger RNA from Ochotona curzoniae (black-lipped pika), 1479 nucleotides. It is a transcript of the gene HSPBP1, whose product is annotated as HSPA (Hsp70) binding protein 1. The coding region runs from base 164 to 1240 and encodes 358 amino acids. NCBI's taxonomy places the organism in Eukaryota, Metazoa, Chordata, Mammalia, Lagomorpha, Ochotonidae. The record is from RefSeq and is a predicted model, not a curated record. The transcript has 8 exons.
GUAGUUCCUGUCAAGAUGGCGGCGCCCAGCGGCGUCAGGUGCGGGCGAGUGUGGGUUUAGGGAUCGGCCGCGGCUGGAGGUGCUGGAGAUCCAGCGAAACCGCCCCGCCGGGACUCCCGGGACGCCUGCACCGUGAGCGCCUUCUCCAUCCCACAACGCACGCAUGGCGGACGAAGGCUCUGGAGGCGGCCGCCUCCCCCUGGCGCUGCCCCCGGCCUCGCAGGGCGGCUCCUCGGGCGGCGGCGGCGGCUCCUCGGCGGGCGGCGCGGGCAACUCCCGGCCCCCGCGGAACCUGCAAGGCCUGCUGCAGAUGGCCGUCACGGCGGGCUCCGAGGAGCCGGAGCCGCCUCCGGAGCCCAUGAGUGAGGAGAGGCGUCAGUGGCUGCAGGAGGCCAUGUCCGCCGCCUUCCGGGGCCAGCGGGAGGAGGUGGAGCAGAUGAAGAGUUGCCUGCGUGUGCUGUCCCAGCCCUUGCCCUCCUCGGCCGGCGAGGCUGAGCUGGCCACGGACCAGCAGGAGCGUGAGGGGGCCCUGGAGCUGCUUUCAGACCUGUGUGAAAACAUGGACAACGCCGCAGACUUCUGCCAGCUGUCGGGCAUGCACCUCCUGGUGGGCCGGUACCUGGAGGCGGGAGCGGCCGGGCUGCGGUGGCGUGCGGCACAGCUCAUCGGCACGUGCAGCCAGAAUGUGGCCGCCAUCCAGGAGCAGGUGCUGGGCCUCGGCGCCCUGCGCAAGCUGCUGCGGCUGCUCGACCGGGACGCCUGUGACACGGUGCGUGUCAAGGCCCUCUUCGCCAUCUCCUGCCUGGUGCGGGAGCAGGAGGCCGGGCUGCUUCAGUUUCUGCGUCUCGACGGCUUCUCUGUGCUGAUGCGGGCCAUGCAGCAACAGGUGCAGAAGCUCAAGGUCAAGUCAGCAUUCCUGCUGCAGAACCUGCUGGUGGGCCACCCCGAGCACAAAGGGACCCUGUGCUCCAUGGGGAUGGUCCAGCAGCUGGUGGCCCUUGUACGCACAGAGCAUAGCCCCUUCCAUGAGCAUGUGCUCGGAGCCCUGUGCAGCCUGGUGACAGACUUCCCCCAGGGGGUGCGUGAGUGCCGGGAGCCCGAGCUGGGCCUGGAGGAGCUGCUCCGCCACCGCUGCCAGCUGCUGCAGCAGCAUGAGGAAUACCAGGAGGAGCUGGAGUUCUGUGAAAAGCUGCUGCAGACCUGCUUCUCCAGCCCCACGGAUGACAGCAUGGACCGAUGAGGCUGCGGGUGACUCGGCCCCUUCGCCCUGACCUCGUGGCCCUCUCCGGAGCCGCUGCUGGGCCUGGCUGGUGCCUGGGUGCCAGGCGUGCCGGGGUUCUCCGUGUGGGUCCCUGGGAGAUCCCUGCCUUGCUCGCCCUCACACCCUUUCCCUUCUACUUCCUCCUCUGGGCGUGCAUGGAGAGCACAUGGGGGACCUGGGAGCUGUGGGACGAAUAAAGUGCUGCUCUUGACUGUGCA